AUGGCUGUACGAAGCAAGAACACUGUCAUCAAACUCUUUUCUUCGGCGAAAACCGGUGUCAUGCGAACCGUUUUCCGACCUCGUGUGGCUCGUCCCAUCACUCAAGUGAAGUAUGACCCUAUAGUUAAACGAAUGGUUCUUUUCGAGGAGACGAAGACCCGACGAGGAGCCGUUGAGCCUCGAGGCAAGGAGCCUAAGAAGUCCGAUGACUAA
This is a messenger RNA of Yarrowia lipolytica CLIB122, 213 nucleotides long. Its product is annotated as mitochondrial 54S ribosomal protein bL33m. Gene Ontology annotation, biological process: translation. NCBI's taxonomy places the organism in Eukaryota, Fungi, Ascomycota, Dipodascomycetes, Dipodascales. Gene Ontology annotation, cellular component: mitochondrion. The record is from RefSeq and is a predicted model, not a curated record.